AUGCCUGUCGAGACUUCUUCAAUGGCAAGCGAAGAUGACUGCUCUCCGGAACACGAAGGAAACAACCACUGCAUCGAGAAGGGAGUGAAGAAACCGCCGGAGCUAUCAUGCUAUCAUAUAGUAAAUGAAGGAUUCCAUGAGAAAGACAGAUCACCCCCUUCUGGUGAUAUCAAAUUCUUAGGUGUAAAAUAUAACACAGAAACUGAUGAGUGGCUGGAACUAGAGCUAUCUACUUGGAAUUUACGCUCUGUUGAUACUUUGAAUAGAAAAGAAAUUUUGGGAAAAAUGGGAGCAUUUGAAAAUCCCCAUGUUGAAGAGUCUGAGAGCAAUAAUGAUAAUGUGAACUCAAUAAACGAUCCCACAUUUGAGCCAGAGUUGAUACGGACAGUUGCUCAAGCUUACGAAGCGCUUGCAUCUUCAGAAAACAUUACAACUUCUGUUCUGGAAGAAGUUCUGGGAGAAAUGGAACACGGAAUAUCUAAUUAUUUUACGAGACAGCACAGAUGUCAAUUGAAUCAGAAACGUCAUGAUACAUUGCAUGUGAAGAAACAUGCGGCGGUAUUGUCUGCGAAUGUCUUCUCCCAAUGCCAGCAUGCUCGUUCUUGCGUCUGGCACAAGUACCAAAAAGUAGAAAUAAGGUUAGAAGAAGGAAAUAUCAACGCCUAUACUCACCAACAUGAAACCACUAUUGCUCUUGAGUCAAGCCUUAUGUUCAACAGCGCGCAUUACAUCACAGAACAAUCUUGUGAUAUAACAUUUGAAGAAAUAAAAGGCUGCUAUAAUUGUCUUGAAGGAGCACAAAUUAAACUCUCGUGCAUAACUCGCAUUAAUGCCUGGCCAACUGUCCAGUGCGAAUCUCAAGUGUUCUCCAUCGAAUGUGGACCAUCGAACAAAACUAAUGUAGUAUAUCUGGAGUUUAGUAACGCUCUGAUACAGCAAAAGUGUCAGACUUCUUGCAAUGGGCAUGAGAUUACAUUUGAUCUACAUGGAACACUUGUGUACCAUCCCAGAAGAAAGCGAAGUCAGGUUUAUUCCGAAGAAAACAGCGAAGAAAGCGCAAGCGAGUACUUUGGAAGAUAUGAUCUACCUGAUUUUCAACAACUCUUGAAAGUUCUUAAAGAACACUGGAAGUUGGCUCUUGGAGCGCUAGGUUUACCGCAUAACACGUUUUUGUUCAACAUCCGUGGCCUGCAAGGAUUUGCUAAUCGUCCCAGCCCACCAAACUGCAAGCUCUACCUCCACUCGUCAACUCAAGGAGAAUUCUGGAUUCGACAUUCUCCGGGAUAA
Molecule: messenger RNA, 1287 nt
Organism: Necator americanus (New World hookworm)
Lineage: Eukaryota; Metazoa; Nematoda; Chromadorea; Rhabditida; Ancylostomatidae
Exons: 6
Coding region: 1-1287 (428 amino acids)
Source: RefSeq, a predicted model, not a curated record